Messenger RNA from Babesia ovata, 1524 nucleotides. RefSeq names its product phosphoenolpyruvate carboxylase, putative. The record is from RefSeq and is a predicted model, not a curated record. Lineage: Eukaryota; Apicomplexa; Aconoidasida; Piroplasmida; Babesiidae. The transcript has a single exon. Bases 1 to 1524 code for a protein of 507 amino acids.
AUGGGCGCUCCGCCCACCGAUGGUAAUUCGGUUAGUGGCACGUCCUCGGUAAAGGGAAUUGCAUUCUACGCGCAUGAUGCAGAGUUCUACCGUAAAGUCAAAAUCCUGGAAUCACUCACCCGACCUGAUAGACAACUUUAUGGCUAUUUGGAGUUUAUGCUAUUGGUGAUACGCGAUUCUAGGGCUUCACCUGAAAUCAAAGAAGCAGACAAAAAAGAGUGUACUCAACUCAUGCGUGAUGUUCAAAAUGUGACAAGUGCACAUGGAAAUUACGCGGAACUGAGAAAGAUUCUAGAUAAGUACCGUGCUGUAUCUAGAAGCCUUCAAAGGGGACAUGUAGCACCAGAACGGUAUGCUGAACUGAGGAGCGAUUUGGAGAAACUAGAAGAACAAUUCAAAGGUAAUGAACGGACAGCAUUCCGCACCUUUAUAUUCAACAAUGCGUCAUAUUACAGAGAAUCAAUCAGAAAAGCUAACAGCUUCAUUCGAAAACAUGCGGGUCAAACGCUGCCCUCAUCUCACGAUCACGGGUUACCGGGGGUAAGCAGCGGGAAUCCGCCGACACUCGGGCCAGAUUCGUCAGGCGACACAGGAGGGCGUCAUAGUGAUGCGCCCCAAAAUACCCCAGCCUCUGACGCAGGCAAUGAAGAGAUGCGAACAUUACUCAAUGAUCGCACAUUAUUAACAAGGUGGCAUAAGCUUCAAGCAACGGCAAACAAAAUAGAGGAAAUAUUACAUGACCCCUUGAUGAAUGACAUCAAUUUAUACGCAGCAGGUAGUCCGUAUUUUUUAAGUAACGCAUGGAUUCCCAAGAUUCAGGAGCAGUACGACACGAAUUAUGACACCUUGAGUGACAUCAGACAUGCAUGGCAUAUCUACGAACGUUACAACGACAUUAGUGAUGAACUGAGAAAGGUAGAUCCCAAAUCCCUUAAAAAAUCCGAAUUAAUAGAAGAACAACGGCGCCUCGAGUUAGCAUUUGAAGAAUACGGGACUCUCGCACAUGACAUGUAUGUAGGGUAUCUGGACUGGAGAGCGUCGAAUAUACUCUAUAUGCUGGAACAAGUUGAAGGCGAGAGGAAAAAAUCCCAAUCCACAUCGACUGUUCAUAAAACAUCACGACAGGUACCUACGCCUCUGGAGGUCACACCCUUACAACAGACAGUGCCAAAGGAACCCACAAUAUCACAACCAAACCAAACGAAUGAUACCAAGCCUUCACCCAGGAGAAGACAGCGGAAUGAGGCGAUGCAGUCACCAGGUCCAAAGAAGUGGAAUAAAACCGUAACCACACCAAGGAGAGCGAAGACAUACGAGCUCAAACCGUCACCUCUGGCAACCAAUCAGAAGACAUCGACCACUGAAAUUGAGGAAACAGGUCAACCGAGCUGCGAGGCGGCGGAAGAAAGCAUCACCUGUUAUAUGCAUGAUAUUAAUGAUUCCCAAAAGUCAUCAGGGUUUGCGACAAUGGGGAUCACGGUUAUUCGAACCAUGGUGGCAGUUGGUGCAAUUGCGAUGAUGUGA